AUGCCGAUCUCUGGCCCCAGGCUCCUUCCCGCACUCGUGGUGCUGGCCGCCCCCCGCCUGUGGGCUGAGAGAGGUUCUUUAGACAGUGGUCAAAGUCUUUCUCUCGAUCAAGCAGCUGCGAAUGGCUUCACCUACAACGACAUCCUUGACGCUUUGCAGGAGCUACAGCACGAGAAGCUCGCAGAGGAGACUCAGUCAGUCAGCCGAGUCAGCCGGCACGCAUACGACACGUCGGACGCUGCUGGAGGUGUAGACCCAGUCCAAGACGAGGUAAGCACCACAGACGUCCUAGAGACGAGCAUAGCGACCACAACCGAGAAGGUUGGGGCACAGGCUGGCUCAGAUGCCGAGUCUGAUACGAGUGGGCAGAGCGAGCAGAAUGGGCAGGCUGCGCAGGAUAGUGUAAAGUUAAAGCAGCGCUUCUACAGUCACUUCCGGUCCAAGCAGGAAGAAGACAGCCGGCAGUUCGCAAAGUUCCCAGAGAUGGUGGAAAUCCUGGAGUCAAAGGCGAACCAGGUCAUGACGAGGAGCAGACGAUGGAAAAGCUUGCUGGAGAAAAUCAACCAGGGCAACAGGAAUUUCACAAAUUUGAUCAAGAAGUUCGGCUCGGCAGUCAAAGAGGACAAUCUGGCCAAGGUACAGCGUGUCGUUACAGUGCUUAAUGGUUCUGAGUCCGCCCCAGCAGCCCAAGCAUCGUCCAGUUCAACCUCUACUACAGUGACCCCGACACCAUCAGACCUUGGACUAGACGAGGAUGAAGACGAAGAUGACGAGGAUGAAGACACACAAGAAGAGGAAGGAGAAGAUGAAGACGAGUCUGACGAGCAAGCGGAUCCCACUGUUGCGAAUGCCAAACAGGCACCGCAGGCAGCACAAGCACUAGCACCGAUUCGGCAAGUUACAACAUCACCGCGAACCGACGAGAAGGACGGCAGUGAAGUAGAGCCAUCCACAACCGUUGAGGAUGACACCACCCCCGCACCCGGUCGCCUGGGCAUAGACGACAACAGUGUCGAGGACGAUGAUUCAUGA
This is a messenger RNA of Symbiodinium necroappetens, 1032 nucleotides long. NCBI's taxonomy places the organism in Eukaryota, Dinophyceae, Suessiales, Symbiodiniaceae. The record is from the annotation of a GenBank genome assembly.